AACACACAAUACAAACAACAUCUGGGCACGGCAAAGUGAAUAGUCACGUAAAUUUCUUCAAGUGAUGCGGAAGUUAUCCCGUUUUUUCAGAUUACGUGAUCAUUUAGAAUAUAUAUAUGGAUAACCAUUACACUACAUUGAACUGGAAAUUUUCACUUACUCAUCAUUUUUCUGUUUUAUACAACAUUUCUAGAAUGAUAUGAAUAGUUGAUCAAUAACAUAUUAGUCAGAAGUAGUAUUCCCUAGGAUUGUUAGUGUAAAUAUAAGGAGAGUAGCAAUAUUAGUACCAUCAAAAAUGUCUCUACUGUCUCGAAAAAACGUUCAUCUUAUACUAAAAAACAAAACUGCACGUCAGAAGAUUUGCGCACUUCAAUUGAGUGAAAAAUCCUCAGACAAAGAUUAUCAGUAUUUACAAUUCAGUAAGAUACCUACAUUACACUUCCAAAAAUCAUUACCACGUCUACCUAUCCCUAAACUGAGCGCCACCUGUGAUAGAUAUCUAGCAGCACAAAGACCUUUAUUAAUUGAUGAAUCAUUCAGGAAAACAGAAUUUAAUGUUAAGAGGUUUUGCGCCUCAACUGGUCAACAGCUACAGAAAUAUCUGCAAGAAUAUGACAGAGCGAACAAGCAUACAAGUUACAUAUCCGAAAUGUGGUUCGAUAUGUAUUUGAGGGAUAGACAACCUUUACCGCUAAAUUACAAUCCCAUACUUGUUUUACACAAUGACCCAAAUAAGGAUAUGAACGAUCAACUUGUGAAAACGACUAAUCUAGUUAUAAGUUCUCUGAGGUUUUACAAAUCUCUCGAGGCUAAUAUUUUAGAACCCGAAGUGUUCCAUCUAUAUCCCAAAAAGAGUGAUACAGCUCGUUUCCGAAAUAUAUGUAGUAAAUUACCAGAGGCAUUUUCUUGGUAUGGUGCCUACAUGUUCAACGCGUAUCCUCUAGAUAUGAGCCAAUAUUCUAGUCUUUUCAAAUCGACAAGGAUUCCAGAGACAGAUAAGGACAGGCUGGUUUCCCAAGCCAACAGUUCGCAUAUAACAGUCCAACACAAAGGACAUUUUUACGUGGUUAAUGUAUUGUCGGAUACAAAUAGUAUUCUGCCUGCAGAUGUAAUACUAGCAAGAUUGCAAGCUAUACUAAACGACAAUGUGACUGAAGCUGAAUAUCCAAUAGGACCUUUAACUACCUUGAACAGAGAUAAAUGGGCCACAAUUAGGCACGAGUUAAUCGAUGCAGGAAAUGAGAGUAAAAUUAAAUUGAUUGAUACUGCACUUUUCCAUGUCUGUUUGGAUAAUGAAGAGGUGUUAGGAGACCCUGUUAGGACUACAAGACAAUUUCUUCAUGCUGACGCAACCAAUAGAUGGUUUGACAAAUCAUUUUCUUUAAUCGUCACAAAAGAUGGUUACUCAGGAGUUAAUUUCGAACACGCCUGGGGUGAUGGAGUUGCCGUUCUUCGAUACAUGCAAGAAAUAUACAAGGACACAAAAGAAAAACCACAAGUUAAUAAAGAUACGAAAAUAGUUCACGAAAACAAUACUGAACUGAUUCGACUGGAACUCAAUCUUAGUGACAAUUUAAAGAAUGAGAUUCAUAAAGCAAUGACGAAUUAUAAGAACUUAUGUUCGUCAUUAGAUGUCAAUUAUUUGAUAUUCGAUGGUAUUGGUAAAAAUGUAUGCAAAAGGGAGAGUGUCAGUCCCGACGCAGUGAUGCAAUUAUCCUUUCAGGUUGCUUAUCACAAACUGACUGGAAAAUUUGUACCAUCAUACGAAUCUUGCAGCACUGCUGCAUUCAAACAUGGCCGAACUGAAACAAUCAGACCUUGUACAGUAGCCACCAAAGAUAUGGCUCUAGCUCUCAACUCAAAGUUGUCGAAAGCAAGUCCGCAAGAGCUGAAACAAAUGCUUGCGAAAUGCUCGCAAUAUCAUAGUCAAUUGACGAAAGAGGCUGCAAUGGGACAGGGUUUUGAUAGGCAUUUAUUUGCUCUGAAGCAUUUCGCUGCUAAAAAUAAGUUGGACUGUAAUAUUUUCCACGAUCCUGAGUAUACAAUGAUGAAUCACAAUAUUCUUUCAACAAGCACUUUGAAUUCCCCGGCUGUCAUGGCUGGUGGGUUUGGCCCUGUGGUAAAAGAUGGGUUAGGUGUUGGAUACAUGAUUCUGGAUGACGCAUGUGGUGCUAUAGUUACAAAUUAUCUUGCAACUGCCAAUGGAAAAGGUUUUAUAGAAGCGCUAAAAUCAUCCCUUGAAGAUAUACUUAAGGUUUUGAAUCAUAAAAGAUGAAGCGGGGGGAUUGUUGUAUAUUUUGAUAUGGGAACAGGAAAAUAGUGCCUUAUUAUUUUUAAGCGCUUCUUGGGGGGAAAAAGGAUUUAUUUUAUACAAAAGGAAAAUGUAUAUUUUUUUUUUAAUAAAAUACAUUGAAGCUGAAA
Messenger RNA from Coccinella septempunctata (seven-spotted ladybird), 2421 nucleotides. RefSeq names its product carnitine O-palmitoyltransferase 2, mitochondrial (gene CPT2). Gene Ontology annotation, biological process: fatty acid beta-oxidation. Gene Ontology annotation, molecular function: carnitine O-palmitoyltransferase activity. Lineage: Eukaryota; Metazoa; Arthropoda; Insecta; Coleoptera; Coccinellidae. The record is from RefSeq and is a predicted model, not a curated record. Bases 296 to 2275 code for a protein of 659 amino acids. The transcript is spliced from 7 exons. Gene Ontology annotation, cellular component: mitochondrion.